CUUCUGUCAAUCUAAUCAGAUAAUAAUCUGCUCUCAACAUGUCUGUUAAUAUUUUUGGAGAUCAAGCGACUGAAGAAAGAGCUGAAAAUGCUCGUUUAUCUGCUUUCAUAGGCGCCAUCGCUGUUGGUGACUUGGUUAAAUCAACUCUAGGUCCUAAGGGUAUGGAUAAAUUGUUGCAGUCUGCUAGCUCAGACUCCUCAAUGGUCACCAACGAUGGUGCCACUAUCCUUAAGGCAAUCCCAUUAGAUAAUCCGGCUGCAAAAGUUUUAGUCAAUUUAGCAAAAGUUCAAGAUGACCAGGUUGGUGAUGGUACCACCUCUGUCACUGUAUUGGCAUCUGAAUUGUUACGAGAGGCUGAACAGUUGAUCAAUAAAAAGAUUCAUCCUCAAACUGUUAUCGAAGGCUAUAGAAUCGCUUCAAAGGCUGCAUUGAAAGCUUUACUCGAGGCCUCCGUCGACAAUAAAUCAAAUUUUGACACUUUUAAACAAGACUUGAUUAAUAUCGCAAAGACAACUUUAUCCUCAAAAAUCUUGGCUCAAGAUAAAGAUUAUUUUGCCAACUUGGCUGUGGAUUCUAUUCUAAGAUUAAAAGGUUCAACUAAUUUAGACCAAAUUCAAAUUCUAAAAAUUGUUGGUGGUAAACUAAAUGAUUCCUAUUUGGAUGAAGGUUUUAUUUUAAAUAAAAAAUUUGGUGUUAAUCAACCCAAAAAAAUUACAAAUUGUAAAAUAUUAAUUGCCAAUACCUCAAUGGAUACCGAUAAAGUUAAAAUUUUUGGUGCAAAAUUUAAGGUAUCUUCAACUUCCAAACUAGCUGCUUUAGAAAAAGCAGAAAAGACCAAAAUGCAUAAUAAAGUUUUAAAAAUUCAAAAAAAUUUUAAAGAUAUUAACUGUUUCAUCAAUAGACAAUUAAUCUAUGAUUAUCCCGAACAAUUAUUCACUGACUUUGGAAUAAAUUCAAUAGAGCAUGCUGACUUUGAAGGUGUUGAAAGAUUGGCCUUUGUCACAGGAGGUGAAGUUGCUUCAACUUUUGAUAAACCAGAACUAGUCAAAGUGGGUUAUUGUGACACAAUCGAAGAAGUCCUUAUUGGUGAAGAGUCAUAUGUGAAAUUCUCUGGAGUUCAAAAAGGUGAAGCUUGUACAAUUAUCCUUAGAGGUGCAACCCAGUAUGUUCUUGAUGAAGCUGAAAGAUCCUUACACGAUGCUUUGUCUGUGCUUUCUCAAACAACUCAAGAAACCAGAACUGUUUUAGGAGGUGGCUGUUCGGAAAUGAUAAUGUCAAAAGCCGUUGAUACUGCUGCUCAAAAAGAAGAUGGCAAAAAGGCUUUGGCUGUUGAAGCAUUUGCAAGAGGUUUAAGACAAUUGCCAACCAUAUUAGCUGACAAUGCUGGUUUUGAUUCAAGUGAAUUGGUAGCAAAAUUAAGAAGCUCAAUUUACAAUGGUUUAUAUACAUCAGGUUUAGAUCUUGAUCAUGGUAUUGUCGCUGACAUGAGAGAAUUGGGAAUUGUUGAAAGUUAUAAAUUGAAAUACCAUGUUGUUAAUUCAGCUACUGAGGCCGCUGAAGUUUUAUUAAGAGUCGAUAACAUUAUUCGUGCAAAACCAAGAACUGCUGAUAGAAAUAGAGGUCCUAUUUAACAUAUUAUAACAUUAAUAAUGUAUAGUUUAUUAUAAUGAUAUCGUAUUUACAUAUUUAAUAUAAGUCGUUAAUUAAUAAUUUCAAGUUGUCCUUUUUUUGAUAUCUCUCAUUUUGUGCUUUCUUUUCUACUUGUUAGUUAAUUAGUUAGUUAGUUUCAAGACAAGUUGAAUAAUUUUAUAAAUUCAUGAGGAACAUUAUAUGGUUUAUUUAUAUAUAAAAAUAUUUAAAAAAAAUUAGUGAGCUUUUUAUCAAAAGUAAUUUUUAUUUUUUAAAAUUGGAAUA
Messenger RNA from Ascoidea rubescens DSM 1968, 1914 nucleotides. RefSeq names its product chaperonin-containing T-complex subunit CCT2 (gene CCT2). Bases 39 to 1631 code for a protein of 530 amino acids. Gene Ontology annotation, cellular component: cytosol; chaperonin-containing T-complex. NCBI's taxonomy places the organism in Eukaryota, Fungi, Ascomycota, Saccharomycetes, Ascoideales, Ascoideaceae. The transcript is spliced from 2 exons. Gene Ontology annotation, biological process: protein folding. The record is from RefSeq and is a predicted model, not a curated record. Gene Ontology annotation, molecular function: ATP-dependent protein folding chaperone; ATP hydrolysis activity; ATP binding.